This is a messenger RNA of Saccharomyces mikatae IFO 1815, 1362 nucleotides long. RefSeq names its product Mga1p (gene MGA1). The coding region runs from base 1 to 1362 and encodes 453 amino acids. The transcript has a single exon. Lineage: Eukaryota; Fungi; Ascomycota; Saccharomycetes; Saccharomycetales; Saccharomycetaceae. Gene Ontology annotation, molecular function: DNA-binding transcription factor activity; sequence-specific DNA binding. Gene Ontology annotation, biological process: regulation of DNA-templated transcription. The record is from RefSeq and is a predicted model, not a curated record.
AUGCAGCCUAAAACUUUCGUCCACCAACUCCACUCAAUUCUUCUGGAACCGGAAGUGAACAAAUGGAUAUACUGGUCUCCGACAGAUAAUAUGGUAUUUUUUUUGAAGCCAUACGACCCUAACUUUAGCACGCAUGUUCUGAAACGUUAUUUUAAGCAUGGAAAUGUUAAUAGUUUUGUUCGUCAAUUGCACAUGUACGGGUUUCACAAACUAUCACAUCCUUCUCCUGACCAGGUAUCUACCAAUAAUGGCAACGUGAAAGAACUUGUUGAAUGGAAAUUCACUCAUCCAUCGGGGUUCUUCUUCAAAGAGGCCAAUGCCGGUGUUUUGAAUAAAAUUCAAAGGAAAAGCACUGGUGUAGGGAAAGAUGGUAAAAGAAAAAAUAUUCUGUCACCAAUUUCUGUUAGUUAUGUUGAUGCUUCAAGACUAAAUGUUCUUCCUCAACAAUCCGUUCUUGCUUCCUCAAGGGAACCUCAAAGCAUGUUUAUGGGUGCUACUGCGCAUCAUUACUCAUUAUCGCAAGGUCCUCCGCAUAUAAAUUUACAGCAGCAGCAACAGAAUAAUGGUCCCUAUCUCAUAUCUUCACUGCCUCCUCAACAACCCACCGUCAACAUAAUGCGAAGGCAAAGCAUCUCUGCAAGGAUGAUGAACUCUUACGAUUAUCCUAAUCAAUUUUCCACCCAGGAUGGUGUAAUGCAGCCUCAACAACCGCAACAGGUAAUUCCUUCAUCAGCAUUAUCAGGUCCUCCGAUGAAGAAGUCACGAACGCUAUCCUCGGCCGACGAUUUAAAGGCAACUUCCUUGCCAAUCGCUAAUUAUCCCAUGCCAUAUCACCCGGGAACUUUUGUCCAACAGCAGCAACCUCUUUCUACAAUUGCGCCAUAUUCCUCUUUUUCUACUCCAUUCUCCUCGAUGAUGAACUCUCUUUCCAAUUCUGCUUCUAAUUCACCUGCCUUAGGAGUUUGUAAUAAUAAUGUAACACUACCUAAAAAGAACGAUACUAGUGAAAGGCAAGCUUUAGAUAACCAUAUACAAACAUUAAAAAAUUCUCUAUCAACAAUUACUGAUUUAAUAGAGAGGCAUAUUAACGACUCGCAACAAGACGAAAAUAUAACUAAAACUAAUGAUGCUUUAAAUAAAGACCUUCGAACAAGUUUAUCCUUAUUACAGAAUUCUAAGGAGGAAAUCGCACAACUGGAAAAUAAAUGGACAUCCAUACAAUCCGUUAAGACACCUGUUUUACCCUUGCAAGAAACUACAAAUACAUCAUCCAUCUUAACUCCCUUGACCUCAAGCAUCACGCCCAAGAGUAUGCCUAUAAUAACAAAGAGUGAAUCCUCCAAUAAACCAGCAUCGUACUAA